UUGAAUCUGAUAUUUUUAUCUUCAUUUUGCUGAGCAUAAACAGAAAAUAGUGGGCUGCCUAGUUCAGGGCCGGUCGCCUAGCCAACUUACUGACUUGGAGCUUCAGAGCCAUGGCAGCAAAGGAGUCAGGAGACGCCAGAGCAGAGUCGGCCCUCUCAUCAGCCAAUCCGAGCCAGCAAGCGUCUGAAAAACCAAACUAUGCUCUCAAAUUUACUCUCGUGGGACAUACAGAGGCAGUAUCAUCAGUUAAGUUUAGUCCUAAUGGAGAAUGGCUAGCAAGUUCUUCUGCUGAUAAAGUAAUUAUUAUUUGGGGAGCCUAUGAUGGAAAAUAUGAGAAAACACUUUAUGGCCACAGUCUGGAAAUAUCAGAUGUUGCGUGGUCAUCAGAUUCCAGUCGUCUUGUUUCUGCCUCAGAUGAUAAAACUCUAAAGAUCUGGGAUGUGAGAUCUGGAAAAUGUUUGAAAACGCUGAAGGGGCACAGUAAUUAUGUUUUUUGCUGUAAUUUCAAUCCACCAUCCAACCUCAUCAUUUCAGGUUCUUUUGAUGAGACCGUGAAAAUAUGGGAGGUAAAAACAGGCAAGUGCCUCAAGACUUUGUCUGCUCAUUCUGACCCAGUUUCUGCUGUUCAUUUUAAUUGUAGUGGGUCCUUGAUAGUGUCAGGUAGCUAUGAUGGUGUCUGUAGAAUCUGGGAUGCUGCAUCAGGUCAGUGUUUAAAAACACUUGUUGAUGAUGAUAACCCUCCUGUCUCUUUUGUAAAAUUUUCUCCAAAUGGUAAAUAUAUUCUCAUUGCAACUUUGGACAAUACUCUUAAACUAUGGGAUUAUAGCAGAGGCAGAUGCCUGAAGACGUACACUGGUCAUAAGAAUGAGAAAUACUGCAUAUUUGCCAAUUUUUCAGUUACUGGUGGAAAGUGGAUUGUAUCUGGUUCAGAGGAUAACCUGAUUUACAUUUGGAACCUUCAGACUAAAGAGAUUGUACAGAAGUUACAAGGUCAUACAGAUGUUGUAAUCUCAGCAGCUUGUCAUCCUACAGAAAACAUCAUUGCAUCAGCAGCAUUAGGAAAUGACAAAACAAUUAAACUGUGGAGGAGUAACUACUAAACCUUUUAGAAAUCAAGUAGUAGAGCCAAGUUGGCAAAGAAAGGUAUUUAAAAAGAUGGUUUGGUAUUUCUUAACAUUGUCAUGGAUUAUAACAUUUUAAGACCUAUAAACUAAAUUUAUAAAGCACGACAGUUGGAAAAGCAAGUCUAGAACCUAGGGCUUUUGACUUUUAAUCUUGCGGUCAGUUAUUAAUUUCGUGUCUGUCCCUGAACAGAUUCCCAUUCUAUUCCUCUCCAUGACUAUUCUAGAGGAUGAGUGUAUUUGAGAAAUAUUUAGAAGUAAGGUUCACAAGACAGGAUGACUGGUUAAAUGAGGAGAGCAAAGGAGUUUGGAGUAACUCCAAGGUUUCUGGUUUGGGAGAUCAGAUUAAUAAGAGCAUAAGCGUGGGAUGGUGGUGGAUAGGAGACGUAUGUCAGAUGCCUCUCACUCACUUUAAGUGAUAGCUUACAUGAUGGGACAUGAAUUGGUCUAUGGAAUCAAGUCUGUAAAUUGGGAAAAAUAAGUCAGGGUUAGGUUUAUUCUGAGAGUCUAAAAUUUUUAAGUUUUUAAGAUUAAACUCAAAAAUAAACCAAAACAACAUUAUAAAUGCCAUUUUACUGAAGGACCUCUCACUAUCUUCUCAGACUGUGCCCUCAUGAUUUUCAGGCAAGCUAAAUGUCUGAAUGGUGGGCCUGCUCUCUUCCAUUAUGUGUCUGACCUACUAAUUCCUACCUGUGCUUCAAGCUCAGUUCAGUUCAGAAAUCACCACUUCCUGCAGCCAU
This is a messenger RNA of Ceratotherium simum simum (southern white rhinoceros), 1861 nucleotides long. Lineage: Eukaryota; Metazoa; Chordata; Mammalia; Perissodactyla; Rhinocerotidae. The record is from RefSeq and is a predicted model, not a curated record.